CCAGUGGUAAUCCCAUCUCGAAAGUAAUCAGCUGUUGCGUGAAGUAGAAGCAUUUUAUUUUACUAUUGUAAAAGAGAAAUGCAAGAUUUGAGAAACGCGGACACGCUGCGACUGCCAAAUGGCGACGGAGCAGCAGCCAACGACGAGGUCAAGUCCCCGUUCCUGAUCGGCGUGGCCGGCGGAACGGCUAGCGGCAAGUCCACUGUGUGCAUGAAGAUCAUGGAGCAACUUGGCCAGGCGGAAAUGGAUCACACGCAGCGCCAGGUGGUGUCCAUCAGCCAGGACAGCUUCUACCGCGAGCUGACGCCCGCCGAGAAGGCCAAGGCCCAGAAGGGCCUCUUUAACUUCGAUCAUCCGGAUGCCUUCAAUGAGGAGCUCAUGUACAGCACGCUUCAGAACAUCCUGAAGGGCCACAAAGUGGAGAUACCCAGCUACGACUAUCGCACCAACUCGCUCGACUUUGAAAAUGUUUUGGUUAUCUACCCAGCCGAUGUGGUCUUGUUCGAGGGCAUCCUGGUAUUUUACUUUCCCAAGAUACGCGAACUGUUCCACAUGAAGCUGUUCGUGGACACGGACUCUGAUACCAGAUUGGCCAGAAGAGUGCCACGUGAUAUCAAUGAGCGUGGUCGGGAUUUGGAUGCUGUGCUUACCCAGUAUAUGACCUUCGUAAAGCCGGCUUUCGAGGAGUUCUGCUCGCCCACGAAAAAGUUUGCUGACGUUAUUAUACCACGAGGCGCCGACAACACAGUUGCCAUUGAUCUUAUUGUACACCAUAUCGGGGAGAUUCUCGCCACUACCAACAGCGCACAGCACAGCAACACAGUCAGGGUAGCGGCGUCUAGCAUGAAGCGAGAUCACUAAACGCAAAUAUAAACUCGCUUCUGAGGCGGCCAAUUCCUCGUCCUAGCGCCGCGUCUUGAGCUUGUACUAAUUGCCAAAAAACAAAAGUCCAAAAGCUAAUGAAACUUAUAGAAACUCGUGGCAGCGCAGCACACUAAGGCAAAUGUCCAUUAUUGAGCGCCGGCAUCGCUUCUCAUUUGGUCUUCUCAUCGUAACCGAUUAACGUAGUCCUAAGAUUGAAAAGUAUCUACUUAGUAUCUACUCUUGCAAAUGUUCAAUAAUACAUGGUAGUGUGUAUGUAAGCUCGUUUCCGUUCAUCAAGAUAACCCAAACCAACCCAGCGAUUGCGAUUCCAGUCAAACUUCAGUCCUAAGUUAUACAAAAUUCGACAGUUAAAACUUAACCCUGGUGCCUCAAUUGGCUUUAUUCCGAGGAUCUAAGCACUAUUCACCAAACCACAUAUUUUACACAUCUAACUAUUGUAUCUAUAUUCUGAUGCCCGAUACUUUGAAUGUUAUAAGCAAUAGCUUUAUUAAGUUUUAUAAGCAACAUUUUCUUGAAUUUCUAAACUAUUUUGUAUGAACUCCUGAUCAUAUGUGUUAACUACUUUGCGAUUAAGUAGCUUUGCUAACGUUAAGCAUAAUUUUUUCAGUAUCAGCAACAUUAUGGACUCAUAAUUAACUCAUUCCUUAAACUCAUAAAUUUUGGUCAUAUACUUUACAUAGAUGUUCCUAUGAAUUCCUCUACUUAAUACAACUAACUAUAUAUUAGUUUUAAAGCAAUAUUAAGCCCCAAAAAUCAAUGGGUUACUAAAUAUUAGGUUCUUGUACCAUAAGUACCGGGCAUCUGUGAAGUCGGAACCUGCGACUUUGGUGUUAUCGAAUAGCGUCCCUUUUAAACACUUUAAUGCAGUCUCAAAUACACAAAUGGAAGACAGUCAUUAGCCUAACAAGGCGUGAAGAUAAA
This is a messenger RNA of Drosophila erecta, 1806 nucleotides long. RefSeq names its product probable uridine-cytidine kinase (gene Uck). Gene Ontology annotation, cellular component: cytosol; cytoplasm. The record is from RefSeq and is a predicted model, not a curated record. The transcript has 5 exons. Bases 79 to 861 code for a protein of 260 amino acids. Lineage: Eukaryota; Metazoa; Arthropoda; Insecta; Diptera; Drosophilidae. Gene Ontology annotation, molecular function: kinase activity; ATP binding.